AUGCCACGCUCAAAAAGGAGAUUAGCAACUGAAAUGGGACCUGAUGAUGAUGAUAGGCAUUUUAGUAAAAGACUGAGAAAUACUGCUGCAAGUGGGCGAAGGUUUUCCAAGUCUGAAGAUACUUCAUCAUUCAAUCAAAAAAGAUGUAUGUCAUGGUUUCGGGAAUAUACUUCUCCAGAAGAUCCAGAACUCUUGGGUCCUGAGGGAAUGGAGAAAUUUUGUGAAGACAUAGGAGUAGAGCCAGAAAACGUUAUCAUGCUUGUACUUGCAUGGAAAAUGAAUGCUAGACAAAUGGGAUUUUUCACCCACCAAGAAUGGUUGAGAGGACUAACAGAUAUUCAAUGUGAUACAAUCUCGAAGAUACAAAAUAAAUUGGACUUUUUGAGAUCCAUGUUAAAUGAUCAGACCUCAUUUAAAAGUAUUUACCGAUAUGCUUAUGACUUCGCAAGAGAUAAAGAUCAAAGGAGUAUGGAUUUGGAAACAGCUAAGGCCAUGUUACAGUUACUUUUAGGCAAACAUUGGAAUUUAUUCAAUCAAUUUAGUUCUUUUCUUGAUCAUUCUAAGUACAAAGUUAUAAAUAAAGAUCAGUGGUGUAAUAUACUUGAAUUUUCACGCACAAUUAACAUGGAUCUUUCAAAUUAUGAUGUAGAUGGUGCUUGGCCUGUAAUGUUGGAUGAAUUUGUAGAAUGGUUAAAAAUCGCAAAAUGCAAUGAUCAUAUCAGGAGCUGA
Nezara viridula (southern green stink bug) is the source of this 729-nucleotide messenger RNA. The record is from the annotation of a GenBank genome assembly. NCBI's taxonomy places the organism in Eukaryota, Metazoa, Arthropoda, Insecta, Hemiptera, Pentatomidae.